UCCCCUAUAAAUAGACGCAUGAUUCAGUCCGAGUCUCUUACAGCAUUCAAGUUAAACUACUUAAAAUUAAGUGCUCAUUACAUUCUGUAGCAAUGGAUUACCAAAACAGCCUUAUGACUAUCGGUGGCGCAAAUGCACCGGCACUUCUAGAUUAUCCCGGCAGGGGUCAGGCCGGAAGAUACAGCCAGGCCAAGAUCCAGCGCUCUGAUUUCCCCAAGGAUUUUGUCUUUGGUUCUGCAACAUCUGCUUAUCAGGUUGAAGGUGCUUGGGCCACUGGCGGUAAAGGCAAAAGCAACUGGGAUAUCUUCACACUGAAAACGCCAGGUAAAAUUGAAGGUGGUACUAAUGGGUGUGUUGCUAUCGAUCAGUAUAAUAUGUGGAAGGAAGAUGUGGCUUUAUUGAAGAAAUUGGGCUUAGAUUCUUAUAGAUUUUCAAUUGCAUGGACAAGAGUACUUCCAGGGGGAAGAUUGUCUGCUGGCAUAAACAAAGAAGGAAUUAAAUAUUAUAAUGACCUUAUAGACUCACUCCUUGCUGAAGGCAUUGAGCCUUGUGUGACUAUCUUCCAUUGGGAUGUUCCCCAAUGUUUGGAAGAAGAGUAUGGUGGAUUCCUAAGCCCGCGAAUUGUGAAAGAUUUCUGCGAGUUUGCGGAGCUUUGCUUUUGGGAAUUUGGUGAUCGGGUGAAAUAUUGGAUCACACAAAAUGAACCAUGGUCCUUUACUGUUCAAGGAUAUGCAUUGGGUACUUUUCCACCUGGCCGUGGCCCAACUCAAGCAGAGCCUGUGAAGACUAUCCGUCGUCAUAGGUGUAAAAUUGGGGCUCCAACCCAUUGCUCCAAUGGGAAUCCGGGCACUGAACCAUAUAUUGUAGCACACAAUUUGAUCCUUUCUCAUGCAGCAGCAGUUGAUAUUUACAAGCAAAAAUAUCAGGUGUAUCAAGGAGGCAAGAUAGGAGUAACAAAUGUCGCUGAGUGGUUUGAGCCACUCACUUGUACCAUAGAAGAUAAAGAGGCUGCUUCAAGGGGCCUCGAUUUUAUGUUGGGAUGGUUUGUAGCACCAAUAGUAACCGGUGAUUACCCACCAGUUAUGAGAAAACAAGUUGGAGAUCGUCUUCCCACAUUUACACCAGCACAAGCAAAGUUGGUGAAAGGAUCAUAUGAUUUUUUAGGCAUAAAUUAUUACACUAGUACUUAUGCUAGCAAUUCACCUAGGAAACCUGGUACACCCAUAAGUUAUGAAAAUGAUAAGGAAAUUGCAGAAUCACAUGAACGUGAUGGGAUGCCUAUUGGUCCAAAGGGCGGUUCGGAUUGGUUGUACAUUGUUCCCUAUGGGAUUUAUAAGCUAUUGGUUCAGAUAAAGAAAUCAUAUAAUAAUCCCAUAAUUUAUAUUACAGAGAAUGGGGUGGAUGAAGUGAACAAUACUGCCCUAACAUUUUCAGAAGCUCAAUUUGAUAAGACGAGGAUUAAAUAUCACCAAGAUCAUCUCUUCUACGUUAAGAAAGCAAUGGAUGAAGGCGUAGAUGUGAAGGGUUACUAUAUAUGGUCAAUGUUUGAUAAUUUUGAAUGGGGUGCGGGAUAUAGUGUUAGAUUUGGCCUUUUUUACGUGGAUUUCGUGAAUGGCUAUUUGACAAGAUUUCCAAAAGCUUCUGCUAUAUGGUUGAUGAAUUUCCUGAACAAAAAGCGAAAUACAUUGAAAAGACAAGCUCAAGAAAAUGAAGAAGAGUAUGGAUCUGUGAAAAGGCUAAGGAGCGACGUUUAAAAUUUGUGUGGUGUGGUCCAGUUUCAUUUGAAUUGUUUUGUCGAAUGCUGCAUACAUGAGUUUUCCUUCCCGUUUUUCCUUCAUGUUGUGGUCUUUCCUGUUUCAACUUUCUUCUUUUUAUAUUUAAUAAAUGGAAUUCUCGUCUUUUUAUUUUUUAAACGAA
This is a messenger RNA of Olea europaea var. sylvestris, 1917 nucleotides long. Its product is annotated as beta-glucosidase-like. The record is from RefSeq and is a predicted model, not a curated record. NCBI's taxonomy places the organism in Eukaryota, Viridiplantae, Streptophyta, Magnoliopsida, Lamiales, Oleaceae. The transcript has 13 exons. The coding region runs from base 93 to 1754 and encodes 553 amino acids. Gene Ontology annotation, biological process: carbohydrate metabolic process. Gene Ontology annotation, molecular function: beta-glucosidase activity.